This is a messenger RNA of Andrographis paniculata, 991 nucleotides long. RefSeq lists its product as uncharacterized. Lineage: Eukaryota; Viridiplantae; Streptophyta; Magnoliopsida; Lamiales; Acanthaceae. The transcript has 2 exons. The record is from RefSeq and is a predicted model, not a curated record. Bases 100 to 669 code for a protein of 189 amino acids.
ACAAAUUCUAAAAUGAAUAGGAAAAGCGCAUCCCAAUAAUCCCCAAAUUCCACAUUCAAACCCUAAUCCCGCCCAAUCGGUUCCUUCAGAAUUCCGACGAUGACUUCGCGUAACUGGUCGGUGAUUCUUGUCUUCGGAUUGACCCUAGCUAUGGCGGUCGAAUCGUCGCCGGAAUCGGCAUUCUACGGUGCCUUGAUCUCCAACGCCCUCCCGAUCGGUCUAUUCCCAAAAGGCAUCUCCGAUUUCUCCAUCGACCCCGCCUCCGGCCGAUUCCUGCUCCGUUUGCUCUCACCUUCCUCCUGCGAUGCGAAAUUCGAGACGCGGGUUAGAUACAAUUGCGAGAUAACGGGGAACUUGAGUUUCGGAAGGAUUGGUAAUUUGUCGGGAGUGGCUGCGCAGGAGCUCUUCCUAUGGCUGCCGGUGAAGGGAAUCCAGGUGGAUAUCCCGAGCUCCGGUCUGAUCUACUUCGACGUCGGUGUGGUUUCGAAGCAAUUCUCGCUGUCAUUUUUCGAGACGCCUCAGGAUUGCAGCGCUCCGGAGGAUGGGGAUGUUCGAGAUGGGGACGUCGUCGUUUUGUUAGACCAUAAUCAUGGUCGGCUUGCUGAGAAGCCUUCACAAAUAUCUGUGAAAGAAGUUGCUGUGGACGAGGGACAGAGAGCUGUGUCAUGAAUGCAAAAUGAUAACGAUCCACGACCAGGUAAUUGUAAAGUAAAUAGCUACUGUCUUUAUGAAUUUGUCCUAUGGAAUUCUUGAUUGUUCGCUUGUGUUUGUAUCAUCGUAUCGGCUUCUUCUGUCAAAGUCCAGGAAUACAUGUAAAUGGUAUGUAUCUUGCUUGAUCAAAGUCAUGUUUGGUUUAUCCAAUUAGUGUAUAGUGUUGUUUAAUCUUCUUCUUGUUAUUAGCAAUCAUGUGGUCGUGUUUGUUUUGUGUUUUAUGCUUAAAUCGAUGUUUUGUUUGAUGUUUUAUGAUAAUAAAAUGUAUUUUUGUAGGUAA